UGCUAAGCGCCAAACUGGAAUUACAGUUUUUCAUGUUCUAUUUGUGCGCCACUAGAAAAUCAUAAUUAAUUUUUAGUGGCGCUGUAAUUAGAAGAAAGAUGGUAUAAUUAUACGUAGCACAAAAACUGUAUAAGGGGAAAUUUGGCGAGUGAUUUGGCGGAUUCUACACCAAAUUUACUAUAUAUCGUGAUGGCAUUGUUGGACAUGGAUGAAAUUUAAGCGGCGUACAUACGUAAUUGAAAUAGUAGAAUUUGGUUCAAAUGGCUUAUUCGCCAAAUUUUUCCCUUUAUGCGUGUAUUUGUACUGGCACUAGCACAACAAUAAAGAAAACACUCGGCCUUGGAAAGAGGCUACCGUACUUAUUCGAUUUAAGGCGACCCUCCAAAUAUGCGAUACCCUCGAUCUUAGGCACUCUAAAAAGUAGCGACUGCUGCGUUGACAAUAAUUUUUUUAUGUCGUGUCCUAUAAAUAGAGAUCAAACCAUAGCCUCAAUUCCAGGUCGCUAUAUGCAACCCUCUAAAUAUGCGACACCAGGACUUCACACAAUUCUUCAACCUCCAAAUGAAACAACCUCUGGCUUCAUUUAAAUCGAAUAAGUACGGUAGCGACAAGAAUGCAAAUUCACAAACUGAUCCGGCAUGGGGGACUUGAUAUGUACAUUUUUGAAAGAGCCAUAAAUGUUGUGUUCUUAGAAGCAUUCUGCAUGGUCUACACAACUGAAUUGCAUCUGGAAUACCUCUGAUCCACUGACUGAGCUUGAGGAGGCCAGCUUGACUCCAUACUAGAUAUACACAGCUGACCCACAUGUGCAGAGCGGGGUCGAAAGACUCUAUGACUUAGACUAAGAUGACGAUUUUGUCAGGAGUGAUCUUUACCAAAUUCUUAAGAAUCACAUUCACUCAAACUCACAGAACUCACAGGACUCACCUGUUGCAGUGAAACCUCCUCUCAGUAAACUGUGAUACCAGUAUCAUAUUAUAUUAGCCAUUGGACUUGUAAUAGCAUCCAUCUAGAGAUACUUCAGGUGUUCAGAUGAUCGAGACUAAAGUGAGAGACUCGCCCAUCGACUCUGUGGUAGUCUACCAAGAUCGUGCCGACGGUCAAGAGAGGUUGUCAGUUCAUCUUGCUAGAUCUACUGGAGAGAAUGGGUUCCUACCACGCCCAGAUACAAUCAAUACCAGGCCGUAUUUUUCAACUUAACUCGGCUCCUCUGACCUGACAGACUAGUGUCGACCAUGUACCAGAACUCUGUCAGGGAGCUAGGGCAAGGCUGUGAUCACUGAUGUGAUAUACUCGUCAAAGGAGAGCUCCAAUGAUGAACUAACAACCACUGGAAGUAAAGAGGAGCUUAAACGCAUCAAGGAAGACUCCUUUUGCAACAGCUCUGAUGAUGAAGAGUUUGGAUGAGUUAUGGCUCCUCUGUCACUGGUUAGAGCAAGCUGUGUAGAGUCAUCAGGGGAAAAGGAUCAAUCUUCUGGAGGUUGCUGUAGCUGAGGUGCUGAUAGCUCUGGUUGACCUGGUCCCUGAGCUGAUGUACAGCUCUGUCCCUCGACUCUCCCCUCACUCCUUCCUGCAAGCCAAGGCUACCAACUCCUCACCCUACACCAUCCUGGCUGGAGCAGCCAACGUCUUCCUGGACAGCAACUUUAUCACUAAGGAGGGUCACAUCCUUCUUAUUGCAGCUGCUGAAGAAGGCCAUCUCAGUGUUGUGGAACUGCUGGUUUCUUUUGGGGCUCAAGUUAACAGUCAAAACAAUGAUGGCUUCACUCCUCUCAUGAUAGCUGCUCGAGAAGGCCAUCUCAGUGUUGUGGAACUACUGGUUUCUGGUGGAGCUCAAGUCAAUAGUCAGGACAAUUAUGGCUUCACUCCUCUCAUGAUAGCUGCUCAAGAAGGCCAUCUCAAUGUUGUAGAACUAUUGGUUUCUGUGGGGGCUCAAGUCAACAGUCAGGACAAGGUUGGAGGUACUCCAUUGAUGUACGCUACAAUGAACGAUCACUCCUCCAUUGUUGAGCUACUCCUCUCAAAGGGAGCUGAUCAAUCUCAAAGAUGAGGACGGGGUACAGUAUGCUGGUGUUGAGUUGAGUUGAAAAUGGGCACAUGUUUCGAAUUUUUAUUAUUGUGUUGUGCUGUUAAUUUCACCACUUUUUUGUCCAUGCACAUGUACGUUCGCGUGGUCACUUGUACUAUAGUUAUUGUUUUAGAAUACUUAGACUGUGCACGUGAUUAUAAUUAAUUGUUUAGUUACCAUGGUUUUUGUUACGGAAUGUUUAUUAGUCUUUAGAGUUUCCUGUGGAGCAGAGCCUCCCUCAAAAGUUUUUGGUCUGAA
Halichondria panicea is the source of this 2326-nucleotide messenger RNA. Its product is annotated as ankyrin homolog. The record is from RefSeq and is a predicted model, not a curated record. The coding region runs from base 1532 to 2050 and encodes 172 amino acids. Lineage: Eukaryota; Metazoa; Porifera; Demospongiae; Suberitida; Halichondriidae. The transcript has 9 exons. Gene Ontology annotation, molecular function: protein binding.